Molecule: messenger RNA, 1931 nt
Organism: Talpa occidentalis (Iberian mole)
Lineage: Eukaryota; Metazoa; Chordata; Mammalia; Eulipotyphla; Talpidae
Gene: NICN1
Product: nicolin 1, tubulin polyglutamylase complex subunit
Exons: 6
Coding region: 74-715 (213 amino acids)
Cellular component (GO): nucleoplasm
Source: RefSeq, a predicted model, not a curated record
GCUGGGACGCCGGAAAGGACCAGUGGUCCUAGCCCAGGAGCGGCGGUUGUGCUUGGUCGCGGCCGCUAGCAUCAUGUCCCGCGUCUCGGUGCCCUGCCAUGUGAAAGGCACCGUGGCCCUGCAGGUGGGCGACGUACGGACCUCCCAAGGCCGGCCCGGCGUGUUGGUCAUCGAUGUCACCUUCCCCAGCGUCGCGCCCUUCGAGUUGCAGGAGAUCAUGUUUAAGAAUUACUACACAGCCUUUCUGAGCAUCCGUGUUCGCCAGCAUACCUUGACACACACACCAUCCAAGUGGGUGACCUGCCUACGGAACUAUUGUCUGAUGCCUGACCCACACAGUGAAGAGGGAGCCCAGGAGUAUGUAUCACUGUACAAGCACCAGAUGCUGUGUGACAUGGCUAGCGUACUGGAGCUACGCCUGAUUCUGAGACAACCAUCGCCACUGUGGCUGUCUUUUACAGUGGAGGAACUUCAGAUCUACCAACAAGGACCAAAGAGCCCCGCUGUGACCUUCCCUAAGUGGCUCUCCCACCCAGUACCUUUUGAUCAGCCUACUCCCCUCUUGGAGGGUCUCCCAGACCCCAGCAGGGUAUCCUCCGAGGUGCAGCAGAUGUGGGCGCUGACAGAGAUGAUCCAUGCCAGUCACACCUCCACAAGGAUCGGCCGCUUUGAUGUGGAUGGCUGUUACGACCUGAACUUGCUGUCCUACACUUGAGCUGUGGCUCAUAGCCAAGACAUUGGCCUUCCAUGCCCACCCAGGACUGGUUUGGGCCACCAGAGGACGAAGUGCUUUCCCUGGGCAUUCCAAAUGUUGCCUGCUUGCCCAUUCUGUCUGGGCCAUAUCACAGAUUCAAGAUUCUUAGGGGCUCACUGUUUUACUUCAGCAUGAGUUCCUAGUGGGAGUACACGCUGUCCUCACCCAACUACGAUUCAUCUCUUCUAUCCUAAACACACUCCAGUUAUACUUACUAAGAAUUUUCAUGUGCCCUCUACCCCUCCUGCCAACAUGCACAUCCUGUCUUCUGCCUGCUCCCCUUAUCCUGAGUACAGUGGGCUGGUGACCUAUUAGAGCCUGCUCUGUUUUCCUUGCAUUGGGAAGCUACUGUAGCCAUGCCACUCUGGUAAUUUGGAAGCUUGAGAGAGAAAAGAAACCUCAUUUCUUCCUUCUUUUCCCUCAUGUUAUGCCCACAAAAAGAAAUUCCUAUCUAAAUUUCUGCUGCAUGCUUAGGGAUCAAAGCCAAAUUCUCUUGUCCCCUGAGCUGGCUCCUGGAUGGGUUUUCAGAUGGCCCACUUGUUGGCAGGUACCUCUGGCAAGACGGGCCUGAGACCUAUCUGUCAUCUGACACAGCCCAAAGCACAUCCUUGUCCUUUCUCCCAGUUGCCUGCUUCCAAGAGUCAUGCUCAGAGCGAUAAGGGAUAAACUUGGGGGUUGGGGGGAUGGAGGAGAUGAAGGGGUUCAGAUGAAGUGUUCUCAUUGGUAUCUUUUAAGAGACUGAGUUCCUCUACAACCCCACGCCAGCCACUGAAUAAGGCAGACUGUUCUUACAAGAAAAUCCUGCUUCUCUUAGGGUUUUCUUGGCUUUGUCCCCAGGAGCUAUUAUGAAGCAGUACUGCAACAUGCAUUGGACCUGGACAAUUGCACAUUGUGUGACUGAACACACAAGGCCUUCUGGAGGAAGGGCAGCUACCUUUUGGGCACCCUUUGCUGUCACCCAUGAGUAUCUUUGCCUGCCUGGUCAUUUACUUAGCCUCAUUCAGCUUUUGCGGAGGAAAUAAUGACUAGCCCUGUGCUCAGCGAGCCGGGGCUCUCAGUGUGUACUGAGAGGGAGGUCCCUAGAAUGUUAGGGGCUGUACUUCAUUCAGCUGUGUCGCCAGGGCCUAGUGUGCAGCAAGAUCAAUAAAUACUUGUGGAAUGCAUGACUGUGCUGGUU